Messenger RNA from Neodiprion virginianus, 794 nucleotides. Its product is annotated as glutathione S-transferase-like. Gene Ontology annotation, molecular function: glutathione transferase activity. Bases 13 to 621 code for a protein of 202 amino acids. Gene Ontology annotation, biological process: glutathione metabolic process. The transcript has 4 exons. NCBI's taxonomy places the organism in Eukaryota, Metazoa, Arthropoda, Insecta, Hymenoptera, Diprionidae. The record is from RefSeq and is a predicted model, not a curated record.
GGGAGAAGCGUUAUGUCGAGUUAUAAGUUGACUUACUUCGCAAUAGCGGGGCUCGCGGAACCGAUCAGAUUCCUCCUCAGCUACGGUGGAAUCGAUUACGAGGAUAAUCGCGUGCCUCAUGAAAAUUGGCCAGCGAUCAAACCGCAAACGCCCUUCGGACAAGUUCCAAUUCUUGAAGUAGACGGGAAAACGUUGUAUCAGAGUAACGCGAUCGUUCGCUUUCUCGCUUACAAGUUGAAAUUAUUCGGCAGCAGUGAAUCGGAACACUUUGAGGUCGACGCUCAUGUUGAAACCAUUGGCGAUUUAAGGAGUCUACUAUUCACGUGGAACUGGGCUGAAACACCGGAAAAUAAAAUUGCGAAAGAGGCAGAGAUUCGAAAGAAGGCGGCGUUUUAUUUGGGCAAGCUUGAAGCCUCGGUAAAAGAGAACGGCGGGUAUUUUGUCGGUGGGAAGUUGUCGGCUGCGGAUAUUGUUUUCGCUGGAUUCAAUUACGUUUUCAGCUAUAUCCUGGGAAACGAAUUCCUCGCAGAUUAUCCGAACCUGAAAAAUCUCGUUGAGAAAGUCAAUGCUCUACCGGGUAUCAAGUCACACAUUGCUAAACGGCCGAAAACGCUUUGUUGAAAUUUAAUGGCAAACGGAUCAGGAUCCGCGUUUGUAUAAAAUGUUUGGAUAAAAUGGAAACCUGCAAAGCUCGUCCCAUCGAAAUUAUCAGUACAAUUAUAUAUUCGGAUUGAAAGAACAAAUAAAUAGAGCUUCGAAUUGUUGCCGUGCGCGAAAAUUUGAAUCACGCACUA